CUUGUUCUCUUUUUCCUUUUCACUCACUCUCUCAUCCUCAUAUCUCUUCUCCUCAUCCACCUCUACGCCCUCCUCUUCAUCCUGAUCCGCCUUCUUUGUCUCCUUCUUUUUCUUCUCCUUUAAAGAAAAUGGCAUCUCUUUGGAUUUACUGCUGCUCACACUUCACUGAUUAAUUUAAGGUUACAGAAACACAGUCUUCUCCCUUUUUUCACACCAGAUUCAGUGGGAUGGAUGAGGUGAUGGGGAUCUGAAGGCAUUCUGUACAUUUUGCAGCAUCCUAAAUCUCUGACCCCACUGACAUUCCCUUCACCACAUCAGACCCUUCAGGAGCUUGUUUUUGGAACUUUGGUUUUAUUUUGAUUUUUGAAACCUUUGUUCACAUUCUGCCCCUUGACCAUCAUCAACCUCCCUUCUUUUCUUCUUCUCCUCCUCCUCCUCCUCCUCCAGAUAACUAGUGCAGGGGUCUUCCCUCUGGACCCGUCCAGCUGCUGGGCUGCACAGAGUCGAGAUCCCUUUAACAGAACACAGAUGCAUCUGUGAAGUGUCUCAGGGACGACAAACAACCCUUGAAUAACUAAUCUUGCAAACGCCUAGAACGAAGAAAACAGGGAAUGAGGUCUGAAGUUGGGAAACAGAAAUCAGCUUCAAAGCAGAGCGAGAGUUUUGAACUUGGAUGAUUAAAGAGAUUUUGGUUCAACAAAUAAAUCAAAAAUCUAUUUUGUCUAUUAAACUGUAAAAUGGAUGUUUCAUUAUAAGAUGAGAGGGAACAAAAGAGCGUGAUGAUGAUGGGAAAGUGUCAGAGAGAAACCGCUCUGUCCGAGCUGCCUGCAUCACGCACAUCUGCUAAUGCUCAUCCUCGCCACUUCUACGCAACGUUUGCGCAACUGUUGAGAGAAAAUCUUCGACCUUGAGAGAUAUAUUCUUCUCCCUUGGUGUGUGACACUGAAAUGACCCAAAUAUUUCUGUGGAAGUGUGAAUGGCUGUUGUAGAAGGGUGUUUAUGAGACUGAGCACUUUUAUUCAUGGUGCUUUAUAUCAUUUAAAAUCAUAAAAACGAUAUCCCAGAUUCAGUGCUACAGAGGGGCAGGAAUCUGAAAAUUAAUUUCCCUCCACUGAGCACUGAGUUAUUUAUCCAGCACCAGGACUUCCCUGUAUAUUUUUGAGAGGUAUUAUGAAUAUUACUCAGAAUUUAAGGGUUGUUAUGGGUCAAUGCUGGCAGGAUUGGCAUAGUGGCGCUUGAUGCUUAUGGAAAGUGAAGGUAAGGAUCAGCGUGAAGGUUAUGGGUGCAAAAACAUUUUCACUUUUUCCUCUCUAGAAACAUGGUGAAAGCCCCCCUCUGACAGGGAACAUUCAAUGUUUUCUUGAACUUCAUCUCUGGGCACCUUUUUUUAAAAUAUUUUUGGGGGUAGGGAUUUGUUUUAGCCUGACGUCUCCCAGAUGAAAGUUUAUAGAGAGUCUAUAAAUUACUCUGUUCCAAAGAAAGCAAGACUUUUUUCAGUGCAGAAUUCAACACCAGGCUAGAUGAGCAGAUUGACACUAAGUAAGACUGAGUGUGAGAGAGAGAAAACGUUGGUGUCCCUCAAAACAAUAGCUAGAAUUUUCCUUUUAAAAAAACAUUUACGGCUUUACGGUUACAAUACUCGGCGGAAUUGUUAAAUUAAUGACAUCCUCUUACAACACAGUAUAUUUUUUUUUAGCAGGCUUUUUUCUUGUCCUAGAUAGCCAACUAGCUGAGUAGUGUCUGUAUUUGAUUUGAGUCGCUUUAAGCCUGCUUAUUUAACAGUACUUUGACACAGUAGGAAAAUUGCUUAUUCAACCUCUUCCAGAUUCUUUAACUGAUCAGUUAAAAUGUCAGUGUUAAUUUAGAGCUCACUAAUCCUACACUGAGGUUGGUCUGGUCAAUACGGCAACUAUAACCCUAAGCUUAGAUUGCUUCUACACUGCUUUAAUAAUCCAGAUUUCCACUAUGAACCAUGUGAACAUGCAGAAAGCGUUGCAGCCAUCUGUAAAGCAUUUACUAUUAAUGGCAUCCUGGUUAUUAAUCAUGUAUCUGUCGGGGUCACAAUCUGCGCUAAUACUAAAAGCUUAGCAGUCCUUCAUUCUCUCUAUCUAACUCACCUUUAGUAUCAUUUCCUCUCCUUCUAAAGCCUCUCACUGCCUUUCUUCUCCUUCAUCUCUCUUUUGUUUUCUUACUCUAUCCAGCCUUUGCUUGCCGUCUCUCUCUCUCUCUCUCUCUCUCUCUCUCUCUCUCUCUCUCUCUCUCUCUCUCUCUCUCUCUCUCUCUCUCUCUCUCUCAGGUCUCCUCUGUUUGACCCCAUGUGUGGACCUGCAGUUUGCACUCUAUUUCUCUGCAUCCACCAGACUCACGCUGCAACUCACUGAUGCAGAGAGGGGAAGACUGCGGUCAGCCAAUUAACCACGCACCCUCGUCGGGCCAAGCAAAACUUCCUCUGCUGUUUUUACAGCUAAGGUAUCUGAAUUAUGGGUUCCAUACGAGCAGCAAAGGGGAGAGGAAGAACUACGUGUCAGCCAUCACUUCUAUCACUGCUUCGUUUUGCUGCCAGGAGCCGCCAACAAAAUGACACAGAGGUGCCUGAGUGGUAAUGUGAGGAAGAAUGAGAGUUGGAGAAGAUCAGCUUAGGUGAACUGUCCAUAUUGAAGGACAAUUCCUUUGGGGUUUUUUUCUGUUCGACUGGUUGCCAUGGGAAUUGAUGAACUUGAACUUAAACAGCUUUUUUUUUUUUUUUUAAAAAAGAACCGUCAACGACACUAUAAAAAAACAGAAUGCAGAAUUCAAAACAUGGAAAGUUUCUUAAGAUCAAUAGAAACACUAAUGGGACUUUACAGGCAUGAAGGAUGUCUUGACCUCUUUAUCAUGGAUCAUGCUGUUUUACACAGACAGACCAGUCAAACUGGUUAAAAAGGUUCUGAGGAUUUAAACCACUUCCUGUUUUGGCAGAGGACAGCACCAAGGGCAGGUGUGAGGGUGUGUGUUUGGAGAGAGAGAGAGAGAGAGAGAGAGAGAGAGAGAGAGAGAGAGAGAGAGAGAGAGAGAGAGAGAGAGAGAGAGAGAGAGAGAGAGAGAGAGAGAGAGGGAAAGAGAGAGAGAGAGAGGGAAAGAGAGAGAGAGAUCUAGUUUUCUCAGCUGUGGACAUGGACCUCUGGUGAAACAAGGGAAGUGUCUGUUCCCUGAUGGGAAGUGGAUACAUGGGCCACGGAAGCAUUUCUCAAGCUUUGAUCCUGAAGCACUGAACACACCAUGCAGCGUGUCAACACACUGCUAGACAACUGGGCGUCUUACACUACAUCCCCUUUAUCAACAUUUUCCAUACAUUCAGCUCUCAGAGCCUCUCAUACAUCACUUUCACAACAUUGCUUUGCAGCAUAAUUCUCGGUAAAGUACAAAACUGGGCUUGGAGUUUAGGCUUUUUUACAUGCUUGAAGUUUUGUCAUGAAUUUCUACUAAACAAAUUACAGAUGUCACAUUGCCACCUCACAGCUCUGCUGUCUAUUGGGGUUUCUUCAGUACCCCUGACAUCCCACCAGUAUGCCACGAUUUGGCUCAGUGCCUACAACUUUCCCAUAGAUGAAUGAGUGUGUAAGUGUGUUUGAUGCCCUGUGAUGAACUGUUGUCCCAUUCCAGUUGUGUUCCUUCCUGCUGUGUUCCCAGGAUAGGCUUUGAAUCCACUGAGAUCCAGGACCAGGAUAAAAUAGUUGCUAAAGAUUCACUAAACUUUAAAAAAAAAAAAAAAAAGGCAAGCCUACUGGUCAACAACAAUGGCCUUGUGUCUUUUCUAAGGGAAGUGUCCCAGUUCACCCCAGUGGCCUUCCCCAUCGCUGGAGACCGCAGGGUAGUAGCGCCGUUCUGGGCUGAUGUAGACAACCGGCAAGCGGGGACAGUGUUUUACAGAGAAAGCAAAGAUCCUGCGAUCCUAAAGAGAGCUACAGAAGACAUCCACUACUAUUUCCCAGAAUUCCCCUCAUUCACAGCAACAUGGGUCCUUGUUGCCACUUGGCAUAUUGUCACUUUUUUUGGUGGAAGCCCAGUUACUCCGGUGAACACAUUUCAAGUAGUGCUGAUUACAGAUGGGGAGCUCUCCUUCACAAUCUUCCAGUACCACAAUGUCACAUGGACCACAGGAAUGCAUGCAAGCAGCGGGGGAGAUCGUUCAGGCCUGGGGGGCAUCGCAGCACAGGCAGGUUUUAAUGCUGGCGACGGGAGGCGCUAUUUCAACAUCCCAGGGUCUCGGACUGCUGAUGUAGUAGAGGUGGAGACCACAACAAACGUGGGCUAUCCCGGCCGCUGGGUCUUUCGCAUUGAUGAUGCUCAGGUAGAAGUGGGCAGCUGCAAUGAUUCAGCGUCAGUCUGUCCACACCUGAGGCCGUGUCUGAAUGGCGGCCGUUGCAUUGAUGAUUGCAUCACUGGAAAUCCUUCUUUCACUUGCUCAUGCCUGGCUGGCUUCACUGGCCGUACGUGCCAGAUAGAUAUUGACGAGUGCUCCUCAUAUCCCUGUCAGAAUGAUGGCAAGUGUACAGAUGGAGUGAACAGCUUUACCUGCUACUGUCCACCAGGAUUCACAGGAGUUCUCUGUGAAACAGACAUUGACGAGUGCCAGGAGAAUCCAUGCCUCAAUGGAGCACGAUGCAUCGAGGGCGAAGGGAGCUUUACCUGCCAUUGCCAAGCGGGUUACACCGGAUCUGUAUGUGAGACAGAUAUAAACGAGUGCGCGUCCAUGCCAUGUGUAAACGGAGGUGUGUGCGAGGACAAGGUGAAUAAUUACACAUGCACCUGUACAGCAAACUUCACUGGGAGCUGGUGUGAGACAGAAAUAGUAAUCACCACCAAUUCCUCCAGCACUGAAAUUGCGAAUCAAACAGCUUCUUGUGAGCAGGAAGGCUGCAAGACCUGCAAGCAAAUCAGCCCUGGAAAUUACAACUGCACCUGCAAGCCAGGCUACUACGGAGACCAGUGUGAAGAAGAGUGUCUCUGCCAGAAUGGAGGUGCUUGUAUUGAUGCGAACGGCACAUGCGAAUGUCCAACGGGUUUCAUCGGCCUCUACUGUCAGUUUGAGGUCACACAGACACCAUGCAGUAACAGCAGGCCGUGUCCAGAUGGGGGUCCAUGUUUGGAAUAUGGGGGCACAUACCUUUGCACAUGCCAAACAGGAAUUGACUUUGAGCAUGAUCACAAAGACUUCUACCCUUAUGUACAGCCCCAAUCGGCCUGCGAUUCUUCACCAUGUCAAAAUGGGGGUUACUGCUAUGAGCAGGAUGGAGGCUACACCUGCGAGUGUGAGCAUGGCUACAGAGGGAAAAACUGUGAAAAAGUCAGAUUAAGUAUGUGUGCCUCUAGUCCCUGCCGAAAUGGCGGGUCCUGUAAGGAAGAGGCAGGAAGCUACUACUGUGUGUGUCCUUACCGGUUUACAGGAAAACACUGUGAAGUGGGAAAACCAGACCCGUGUGCAUCUGGCCCGUGCAUGAAUGGAGGAACGUGUUUCCAUUACAUUGGCAAAUACAAGUGCGAGUGUCCUGGAUCCUUCAUGGGAAGACACUGUGAGAUCAGCAAAGGAGCCAGUCCGGCUUUGGACGGAAAUGAUUGUGGUCCCCCUCCGAAGGUGAGACAUGCUGAGGUACAGUUCUCUUCCUCCAGCCCUGGCUCCUUGGCUCUGUAUUCGUGCCACCCUGGUUACACUACCAACCCGAGAGCCACACAGAGCAUCUGCAGCCAUGGUUCCUGGACUCAGCCUCCAGUCUGUGAUGAAAUAAACGAGUGCUUGUCUCAGCCGUGUAUGAACGGAGGCACGUGUCGAGACCGAGUAGCCUCCUUCCUGUGUGAGUGUGAAUCUGGAUUUACUGGCCAACGCUGUCAGACAGAGCAGGAUGGAUGCGAAUCCAAUCCCUGCCAGAACGGAGGUGUGUGCCGAGGCUACAGGAGGAGGCAUCUGUGUGUGUGUAAAGAGGGCUAUAUUGGGGAUCGCUGCCAGACUUUGGAAAACCCGUGUGUAUUACAGCCGUGUGGGAACAGAGGAUUCUGUCGCAGUGACAGGAGAGGAAAUUACAGCUGCGCCUGCAGGGUGGGACACACAGGCCGAGACUGUGAGAGAGAUCUCCUUCCUCCAUCUGGCCUGCACGUGCUGAGAGUUGAGGAUAGUGAGGUAGAACUACGAUGGGAUGAAGCUGAUAUUAAUCAGAACCUGAUCAGUGGUUUUGCCAUCACUUACGCUCCGAUUGGACGCAGCCCACGAAAAACAGACUUCCUGGAAAGGCAGCAUUCAACCUACGUGCUGCAGGGCCUAAGUCCAGGACAGCUUUACAACAUCUCCACCUACUCAAUCAAACGCAAUUCCAACAGCAACGACAUCAGCCAGCCCGCGAUUGCCCUCAUACGCACAAGGCCUCGGAAGGUGGAUCAGCUGCAGGUGGUGAAUGUCUCCUCCUCCCAGGUGUGGCUGCAGUGGCUAAUGCAGGCAGGCUGGCAUGCUGCUGUCGACCUGGUGCGGGUAUCUCUGGUGCCUUCAGAUGGCGGCGGCUCUCGCACUGCUGUCCUGAAUGCCACUGUUACAGAAUACAGCUUCAGUUCUCUUCUUCCAGGUCAAAUGUACACUGCAGAUGUGCUGACACAGAGUGGGCUUCGUUCUGAGGACCUGCCCUCCACCAGCCACUCUUCUGGACCCCUGCACUUCUGGACAAAACCUUUGCCUCCACAGAACCUUUCUCUAUCCCAUGUGAGCUCCAGCACUGCACGAGUCACAUGGGACCGGCAUCCAAGGAGCAUCUCUGAUGGCUUUGUGGUAAAUGUGACACGUGGCCUAACCACUCGGAGCCGCUACCUGCCUGAUGGAACUCUGAGCAUGUACACCAUCCGUGAUCUGAGCCCUGGGCAGCACUAUCGGCUCGCCCUGAUCGCUGUGCGCAACACAGGCCAUGAGCAGAUACACAGCGAGGCCCAGCACUUAGCCUUCACCACACUACCUCUUGAGGAGCCACAGGGGAAGCCUGAGAGAGCUCAGGGAGGUCGGGACACCUCUAGCAGGCGAUCUCUUAAUCGCACUAAACUACAGCAUCAAACUUCUGAUAAAACCAGGGAACAUUCAGAAGAACUGCCCAGAUACACAGAGCUGAUAGACGGUCGGGGGAGGAUAACAGCCAAAUUCACCAACUCACAGCGCAAAGCCAUUCGCCAUCGCACAAAACCUGAACCAAUUAAAUUAGAGAGGAUGGAGGAGACAACCAACAAAAUCAGUCUGGCUCUGGAGAUCCCUGAAGAAGUGACGAAGAGGAAAAGUGAGUUUCAGCAUGACUGCAGGACUCAGCCAUGUCAGAAUGGGGGGACCUGCAUACAGAGUGGAGACACUUUCAGCUGUGAAUGCGCUACAAGUUUUAAGGGCAGACAGUGUGAACUGUAUUGCCAACGAGUAAAGCAUCCAUGUACCCGCCUCUAUUCUGAAACAAAGAGCGUGCCUGUAUGGGAGGAUGGAGUCUGCCAUUAUCUAUAUAAAAGAACAUAUAAAGUACAGCAAGAUGUUUGUUUUAGAGAGAUCUGUGAACCUGUGCUCAGUAAGAAAAUCCCCAACCGCAGAACACAAAGACAGCAAUAGAGGAAAAUGUAGUAACUUGGUGAAGCACAGACUCCUCGUCUUCAUACAAAAAAUGAAACCGUGAAUUGCUUACACAGACAGUUUUAUGGCCAAGUUUUUUCGACCUCUCUUUCUGUAGAUCACCUUGUACUAUACAUCCUGGGAGUUACCCUGCAUCAAUAGCAUACCUCAACUGGAAUGGAUUAGUAAUGUAGACACUACAUGGCUGUGUAGACCCUCAGGGAAUUUUUCUUUAAACCCUGGCCCCAUUGCAUCUCCCUUCGGCAGCGACAUCUUAUUAGAUCUGGUACUCUUCAAAAUCUUUUUGCCUCAUCCACUUAACAAAAGCACAAACAAUUAAUGGAAGCAUCUCACAUGUCUCUGUUUUUGUAUAAAUCCAACUUCUCUGCCAGCUAUCCUGUAAAUAGUGUUUAUAGGUGUGUUUUGUAGGUGAAUAUUUUAAUAAUAAAAUAAUUAAAAAUAA
This is a messenger RNA of Tachysurus fulvidraco (yellow catfish), 8060 nucleotides long. It is a transcript of the gene sned1, whose product is annotated as sushi, nidogen and EGF-like domains 1. Bases 3611 to 7597 code for a protein of 1328 amino acids. Gene Ontology annotation, molecular function: Notch binding; calcium ion binding. Gene Ontology annotation, biological process: cell-matrix adhesion; Notch signaling pathway. Lineage: Eukaryota; Metazoa; Chordata; Actinopteri; Siluriformes; Bagridae. The transcript has 31 exons. The record is from RefSeq and is a predicted model, not a curated record.